Ananas comosus (pineapple) is the source of this 1628-nucleotide messenger RNA. RefSeq names its product agamous-like MADS-box protein AGL80. The record is from RefSeq and is a predicted model, not a curated record. Bases 540 to 1334 code for a protein of 264 amino acids. Gene Ontology annotation, molecular function: RNA polymerase II cis-regulatory region sequence-specific DNA binding; DNA-binding transcription factor activity, RNA polymerase II-specific; protein dimerization activity. Gene Ontology annotation, biological process: positive regulation of transcription by RNA polymerase II. NCBI's taxonomy places the organism in Eukaryota, Viridiplantae, Streptophyta, Magnoliopsida, Poales, Bromeliaceae. The transcript has a single exon.
CAUAUAAUAAUAAUAAUAAUAAUAUAUAAUAAUAAUAAACGUAAUAAUAAUAAUAUCCCACUCAGGAUUAAUUGUACGUAAAAGAGAGAGAGAGAGGGGGGGGAUCCUAAUGAAUGAAUUAAUUAAGAAUUAAUUAAUUAAGAGGACGUGGGUUGUUCCAUAAUUAUCUCCGUCAAAGCACACGAAGGAGUGAGUGUACUAUUCUUCUUGUCAAAAUUUACAAAAUCAUCAUAAAUCAUCCCACUCAGGAUUUCUUACCUUAUUGUACGAUUAUCUCGAAUCCAAUAUCCUCUAAUUACUACACCAAAUCCCCUCCCAUCAAUCCUCAUCAAUUAUUUAUUUAAUUUAUUUAAUAAUAAAUACACCACCUCGCUCUCUCUCGCCCUCUCUAUAUAUCCUUUGUUAUUGUUAAGUAAUUUAAUGUAAUUAAAUUAAUUUCCGGCUCUCCUCUAUAUAAAGUCCGUUUUCGUUGCCUUCCCGCUCCAGUUUCUACAAUUGCAGGCAAGAGGCAGGCGACAGCAGAAGGUACAUAUACUUUGAUGGCCAGGAAAAAGGUGAGCUUGGCAUGGAUCGCAAACGACUCGACGCGGCGGGCGACGUUCAAGAAACGGCGCAAGGGGCUGAUGAAGAAGGCUAGCGAACUGGCGACGUUGUGCGACGUGCGGACGUGCGUGGUGGUGUACGGGCUCGGGGAGGCACAGGGGAAGGUGUGGCCGUCGCCUGCGGAGGCUGCACGCGUGCUGGCGCGCUUCAAGAGCAUGCCCGAGAUGGAGCAGUGCAAGAAGAUGAUGAAUCAGGAGGGCUUCCUGCGCCAGCGCGUCGCCAAGGCCCAGGAGCAGCUCCGCAAGCAGGAGCGCGAGAACCGCGAGCUCGAGACCACCCUCCUUAUGUACGACGGUCUUAACUCCGUCGCCGAAGGUGUAGGUGCGGUCGGCCGGCUGCGUGACCUGGCCAUCGAGGACGCCACCAGCCUCGCCUGGAUGGUUGAGAUGAAGGCCAAGGCCGUGCAGGAGCGCAUCGAUAUCCUAAAAGCCCAGAUGCAUCACACCGCUUCUGCCGCCGCCACGGCCGCUGCCUCCUCCUCACACGCUGCCGCGGUAAUCCAACAGCACCAAGGACCGGCCGACGCGCUGGUCGCGAAGGAUAAGACGCCGCUCGAGGCUGCCAUGGAGGCACUGCAGCGACAGAACUGGUUCAUGGAGGUGAUGAACCCUAGUAUCGACAAUAACGUUCUCUUCGGCAGUGUCAGUGCGCAAGCGGAAGAGAUGAUGUUGAUGCAGCCCUACAUUGACACCACAAUGCCGUGGCUCGAUCCCUACUUCCCUCUUAACUGAUCAUGAUCUCUCUAUCCUCGCAUGCAAAAUUAUACAUUGAGCGAUCUGUGAUGGGAUUUAUAAGGAUAUAUUAGUAGUUCUUUUUCCUUUUCCGGCCCUACGUCGAUCUUACGUCUUAGUUUUCCUUUUACUUAGUCGCAGAAUAAGUCUAGAUUGUAGUCGCCAGAGUUAAUUAGAGGGUUUGCCUGCUGAUGAUGAGGAUGCAUGCGUUAGGCCAGUGCGUGUUGCUUAUAGCCUAGCCGUGUAUGUAAAUAAAGAGAAGGUAUUAAUGCUUACAAAUUUUAAUUCUCGUGA